AUGCACCGCUUCAUUUACGAUUUGUCAUUUAAAUCAACUACAGUCCAAGGCAUGGCGACUGCUGCUCUCAGGGAGAUAGGGAUUUUCGAGGACUUGGACAGUGUCAUCGCACAGGUAUCCGUCGGGGAGCAGCAACCGAAGGAUGUUAUUGAUUCAGAAAAUGAUGAUUAUUUAAAACUUAAAAAAUUGGAAAACGAACUCGACCACCUACAAGUGAUGGAGGAUUAUGUGAAAUUAGAAACAAGGAACCUGGAGAAAGAACUUCUUCACGCCCAAGAAGAGGUCAAACGGAUCCAGUCCGUUCCACUCGUUAUCGGGCAAUUCUUGGAAGCAGUUGAUCAGGACCAUGCCAUUGUUGGCAGCACGACAGGUUCGAACUACUACGUUCGUGUAUUAUCAAUCCUCGAUCGCGAGCUGUUAAAACCUGGUUGUUCUGUGGCUCUACACAAGUACUCGAAUGCACUAGUGGAUGUGUUACCACCGGAAGCUGAUAGCUCUAUACAAAUGCUUCGUCCUGAUGAGAAACCGGAUGUUUCCUAUGCAGAUAUCGGUGGACUCGAUAUGCAAAAACAGGAAGUCCGAGAAGCCGUUGAGCUGCCGCUUACUCAUGGAGAGCUUUACAAGCAGAUCGGCAUUGAUCCUCCUCGCGGAGUUCUCAUGUAUGGUCCUCCUGGGUGCGGAAAAACAAUGCUUGCUAAGGCUGUCGCAGCCAAUACUGCAGCGUCAUUUAUACGAGUAGUUGGCUCGGAGUUUGUCCAGAAGUACCUUGGAGAAGGCCCUAGAAUGGUGCGCGACGUGUUCCGUCUCGCAAAGGAGAAUUCGCCUUCGAUCAUUUUUAUUGACGAAAUCGAUGCGAUUGCAACGAAAAGAUUUGAUGCCCAAACAGGAGCCGAUAGAGAGGUCCAACGUAUUCUUCUUGAACUCUUAAAUCAGAUGGACGGAUUUGAUCAGAGCACUAAUGUGAAGGUAAUAAUGGCGACUAACAGGCACGACACGUUGGACCCUGCUCUUCUCCGACCUGGUCGAUUGGACAGAAAAAUAGAGUUUCCUCUGCCUGACAGGCGUCAGAAACGUCUGGUUUUCACAACAAUCACAUCCAAAAUGAAUCUCUCGGACGACGUGGAUCUCGAGGACUAUGUAGCACGACCUGAUAAAAUUUCUGGUGCCGACAUCAAUGCAAUCUGCCAAGAGGCUGGCAUGCACGCUGUCAGGGAGAAUCGUUACGUAGUGCUUACAAAGGACUUCGAGAAGGCGUACAAAAAUGUGAUCAAGAAAGAUCAAAAUGACUUCGAAUUCUAUAAGUAG
This is a messenger RNA of Necator americanus (New World hookworm), 1305 nucleotides long. RefSeq lists its product as uncharacterized. Gene Ontology annotation, biological process: proteasome-mediated ubiquitin-dependent protein catabolic process. Gene Ontology annotation, cellular component: proteasome regulatory particle, base subcomplex. The transcript is spliced from 13 exons. Lineage: Eukaryota; Metazoa; Nematoda; Chromadorea; Rhabditida; Ancylostomatidae. Gene Ontology annotation, molecular function: ATP binding; ATP hydrolysis activity; proteasome-activating activity. The coding region runs from base 1 to 1305 and encodes 434 amino acids. The record is from RefSeq and is a predicted model, not a curated record.